Molecule: messenger RNA, 2223 nt
Organism: Triticum urartu
Lineage: Eukaryota; Viridiplantae; Streptophyta; Magnoliopsida; Poales; Poaceae
Source: RefSeq, a predicted model, not a curated record
GAAAAAAAGUAGACAUAAAAAAAUGUAAGUUUUCAAAAAAUGUUAAUCAUGUAUUUGAAAAAUGUUAAAUGUGCAUAUGAAAGAUAUUUUUGUUGUAUAAGAAAAAUAUUGCAUGUGUACCAAAAACACAAUUAACAUGUGUUGAACAAAAAAACUAAAGAAAUCGAAAAAAAAGAAAACCUAUAAAAACAAAAGAAAACGAAAAACGAAAGAAGUCAAUGCAAAACGAAUGGAAAUGGUGAAAGCCUAGAAAAUAACAUAGAAACUGUUGAAAUAUGUGAAAUUAACAAACAAAACCGAAGGAAAAAAUAAAGAAAAAACAGUGAACUAGAAAGAAACAAAGAAAAAAAAAAGUGAAAAAAAGGAAACCCGGUGAGAAAAGAAAGAAAAAAGAAAAAGAAAAGAACCUGGAAAACAAGUGGAAAACCCGACUCGUUUGCCUCAAAUAGCUCGCGCCUCCUAUUUCAUCACGAACUUGAUAAUGGCUCGAAUGGCGCCGGUACCGACAACUGAGGAGACCUGUGAUAUACGCUAAUGGACCGGUCCGUUACUGCAGAUGUUUCAGCCGAGAGCUUAUUUUAUCUCGCCAUAUAAGCGAGAUAUAGCUCGCUUCAGGCGAGAGCUUCUUCUGUUUCGCUGUAAGAAGAUAUAUCUCUUGUGCGAGAUAUAACAUCUGUAUUGGCAGCAUGUCCUCUGAAGUGUAAAUUUAAUCAGCCAUGGGUCUUAGGGCCACUUUUUUUGCUGGCUUCUAGAAUAAGCUGCACCCUACCUAUCUUAUUCUAAAAGCUUAACCAAAUUUAUUUAUUUUAAAGCCUACUAAUUAAGACUUAACUAGUACUAGGCUUAUAAAAAAAUCAGUUGGGCUUCUAGAAAAAUGCCACCAAAGGAACGGGCCCUUAACCGUCUUGCUUGCAGGUGGAGAUGACGCUAGAGGUGAGCAGGCCCAGUUUAUUUGAAUCCGAAGCCGCGUUGCCUCCUCCUACUCUCCUCCGUCUACAAUAAGGAGUACUCUCGUGCAGGGCUGCCUCCCGUCGCCGUCUGCAGCGCGCUUCGAAGCCUUCGCCGCCGUACUGCUCCGACCAUCCUUCUUUCCUUGAUCAAGGACUGACCCACGCACCGAUGGCCUUGAACGAUGGCCUCGCCAGGUUCUGGCUGCAGCAGGAGAGGAACCAGGCGGCUCUAUCCGCCCUUGCCGCAGCCAAAACCUCUUCUUCUUCAUCAUCCACCAGGCCGUCGUCGUCCCAGCAGCAACCCGGUGCAACUCCAUCUCCAAGGCCGGCCGCUAAACCAUCACCGCCAGUUCCUGCCGCCAGACUCUCCGACGAAACGGCGCAGCUAAAAGAGACGGACACCGCCAGGAAGUUGGCCGCCGGAACACGGAUCAGAUUCUCCAAUGACACAACGCGGCUACAGAAGAUCAAUGAAGUGAGGAGGUCCGCCGUCGGAAAACAGAUCAGAGAUGUCAUCACACUGCUCGAGAGGACAAGGGAACCUCUCACGGCGCACCAGAUCAACGAAAAAACCUACGUCGACAUCGACGGCAACGGCGCCGUCGCCGAGAGCCUGAGGAACAACCUCAAGGUGCGCUUCGACGGGAAGCGCUACUCGUACAAGCGCACGCACCACGUCAAGGGCAAAGACGAGCUGCUCUCGCUGAUCAUAAGCUUCCCUGAGGGCCUCCCGGUGUCGGAGGUGCAAGACACCUACCCAACCAUGCUGGAGGAUCUGCAGGCCCUGAAAUCUUCCGGUGACAUCUUUUUGUUGUCGGUUGAGAGAGACAUGAUUGCGUACCCCAACGACCCGAGGUCGAGGAUGGAGGUGGACGCCGAGCUCAAGAAGAUGUUCCACGACAUCAAGCUGCCGGUAGACAUGCUGGACAUCGAGAAGGAGCUCCGCAAGAACGGCGAGAAGCCGGCCACCGACACAGCCAAGAGACGCGCCGCUGAGCAGAUCCACGGCCGGCAACCAGAGCCGGAGAAGGCCAGGAAGAAGCCGCGCGGGAUCACCAGCAGGACCAAGCUCACUAACGCUCAUCUCCCGGGACUCUUCGACUUGCUUGUAGAUAACAAGGACUCAAAAGAUUUCAACUGAUAGAAGAUGUAACUGAUAGAGAUGGACCUGCCAGGCAGGCAAUAUCUAGUGUAGAACUAAUGUUUGCUUCUGAAACUAUGGAGUUACUAUCUAAGACUACAAUCGAGUUUCAAUGGUCAAGAUUGGCUAAUC